AAUGAAUUCGCAAAGGGAUUAUGAGAGUGCUUGCUUUAUAUUUUGCAUCCCUUCCCUGUGACGUCGUCUCAACGUACAGCGUCCUUGUUAUUGCUCAGAUCAUUAUUCCUCGGCGAACUCUGUAGGAGGGUUACUGUUCACGGUGUAGUCUCGGAUAAGGAGUUGUAUAGGUUCGACCGGCUUUACUGGCACGAGUGGGGAAGCAUCGGGAAUUUCGUUGCGGAGUUACUGGGGUUGGAGGCGAAGUAGUAUCCCUAUGGUAGCCCGACCGCGAGAGCUGAUGCUUGCGACUGUUGGGUUGUUGCUUUUCAUGGUGAGCUGUUGGGAAUGGAAAUCGAGUUGGGGAUUUUCCUUGCUUUUCGGGGUUAAUUUAUGAGUUUCUCAUAUGAACGAUGGUCGUUCCGGACUCUGGUGGUGGUGGAAUAGGUACCUGUGAUGUGAUGGUGUUGUUUUUCCACGACUUGAGUGGUGAAGAAAAGGUGGCUCUAGAUUUGACCUAGCAGUCAAGGUUGGCUGCGAUUCGGGAGUAGGAUCGGAGAGAACUUAAGAUAAAUUCCAAAGCUCGAAUCUGUUCUUUUGUGCACGCGGUUGCUUGCAACUCAGAUUCUGGUUCGAACGUCCACGGUGUUGCUGUUUUUGGAUGUCGCUCGGGUUUGUUUUGUUUCUUGGGGUUUGCGAUCGCGCCCUCACUUCCUUUCUUAGUGUAAAGUUCAGCGCGCUACGUGGGCGAGCCCUGGGCGAAAAGCAUUCCCUGCCAGUGUGCAUGUUGUAGAAGCCUGUUCGGUUUUCUGCGUGAGAUGUCUGGCCUGAGCUUCUGCAUCAACUACAUCGCGUCGAUAUUUAUCUUCUGUCUUAUGUUAACCUUCCCUACAACUUUGCAAAAAAUUUGCCUUCUAUGCUGGCUGUCGGACUAUCUAUUGAGUGAUUUUAUUAUGACUACGUCAAAACUUUCUGCCUCAUAUCAGUGAAUUGAGAUUCAACGAUGCAGAGCAAGACCUUUAGGAUAUCUAAGAUCCAGCUAACGAAGUGCCUGAAGUUUUCUCUUUGAAUGACGAAUCAAGAUGGAGGGCUUUGGGGUUUGGGCAGAUGGUCGAAUAUUUCAACGUCGUCCAAUGCCUCGACGCCGUCCAAAGUAGAGUAUUCACCUUACACGGUGCCUGAUUCUCCCUUCUAUUCUACCCCAAGUGCUCCCUCUGUAUAUGCUGCUUCUGCACCGAGUGCCCCUCCUACAUAUCCUUCGUAUCCUGCUUGUCCGCCCGCCGAGGGGACUUCCUUGUACCCUAAUAUUCAUUCGACAGCUCAAUCAGGCUAUCCAGCCCCUCCUUCCCAUUCACCAUAUACGUCUGUAUAUCCUCCAUUUGCACCACAGGCUUUGCAAGGAGCGAAUGCAGCUGCCGGCGCUACACCUUACAAUCAAGUUGCAGAUCCAACUGCUUCAUACAAUUUUCCAUCCAGUUCCGGGUACAUAAGUCGACCAACGUAUCCACCAGUUUACGGUUCUUAUGAUCAGGCUGGACCGUAUUCACCUUCCAAUGUCCCACCUCGUGUUCUUGAGACCCAUCAUGACAGCCUCAACUUGGGCAGGCUUAGCUUGGCUGAUAAUGGCUGGCCUCGAGUUAACAGCAUAGGUAGUCCUCAUGGUCCUACGCAUUCAGGAGCUGUUGGUGGACCUCCGAUUUAUGGUCGGAGUCAAUCAGGGCACCUAAGCCCGCAAUCCUCAGAUUUAGGAUCUAUGGGUGGCCCUCCACCUUAUGCUCGAAGUAAUUCAAUAUAUUUGCACCCGCAACCCUCAAUAAACUAUUCCGGUCCUAUUUACGGUGGUAACCCAGGAGAUCAGUAUGUUGCCAGUGCUGCUGCUUCUCUUGGUCCAAGAAAUGACUUGACAGACUUGGUCCCUGUAUCAUCGUCAUCAUUCCGCCAGAAGCAUUCACUGACUUUGCUCCAUGGAACUCUGGAGGUUAAAAUUUUUGAGGCUGUGCAACUACCCAACUUGGACGGUUUCUCUCAAAAGCUCUCAGAUUUCACUUCCGGUCUAUCCAUAUUUCAGAAAUCUAAACACAAGGAUGAACCCUCUGCACCCAACGUCCCGCACAUUACUAGUGACCCUUACGUGACAGUCGUCCUUGCAGGUGCCAGGGUUGCCCGUACACGUGUUAUCAGUAACGAUGUCAAUCCUAAGUGGCAUGAGAGCUUCUCAAUACCAGUUGCCCAUUACGUAGAUCACAUAGUAUUUAGAGUCAAAGAUCAGGAUAUGUUGGGUACUCAAAAAAUUGGAGAUGUCAAAAUACCUGUUGAGCAGGUUUUACAUGGAUCGAUCGUCAGCGGCUGGUUUGAUGUGUUGAAUUCACAGGGGAGACCCUCUAGGAAUGGUGCUCAGCUAAAAUUCAGUGCAAGUUACGUACCAGUUGAACAGGAUCUGAUCUACAAGCAAGGAGUGACAGGAUUUGAUUCACAUGCAGUACCACACACAUACUUUCCUUCAAGAAGAGGAUGUCGGCUCACCCUUUACCAGGACACACAUAUCUAUGAUGGAACCCUUCCAAACAUCCGUCUUGAUGGUGGCAAGGUGUAUGAGCCCAGGCGAUGCUGGGAAGAUCUGUGUGUAGCAAUUCAUGAGGCUAAAUAUUUGAUUUAUAUAGCGGGGUGGUCUGUGUACUAUAAGGUAAAGUUGAUACGUGACUACAAUCGACCAGUCCCGGCAGGUGGAAACUUGACACUUGGUGAAUUACUGAAGUUGAAGGCCAAACAGGGAGUCCGUGUACUGCUGCUGGUCUGGGAUGACAAAACAUCACAUGACCUUACGUUUAUCAAGACGGAUGGUGUAAUGAACACGCAUGAUGAAGAAACUAAGAAUUAUUUCAAGGGUACUGGUGUUCGUUGUGUUUUGGCCCCACGAUAUGGUGCCUCAAAGAUGAGUUGGUUCAGGCAACAGGUAGUUGGUACACUGUAUUCGCAUCACCAGAAGAUGACAAUUGUUGAUACUGGACCACAUGAUCGGAGAACGAUUACCAGUUUCAUUGGUGGUCUAGAUCUCACCGGUGGUAGGUGGGACACGCCUUCUCAUACAUUAUUUUCCUCAUUGGAGCGUGAACAUAAGCACGAUUUUCGAAACAAGUCAUGGCCGUAUGCCCCUGAUAGUGGCGGCCCAAGACAACCAUGGCAUGACUGGCACUGUAAAAUUGAAGGUCAUGCAGCGUAUGAUGUUCUCAAAAACUUUGAACAGCGUUGGAACAAAGCUACUAGAAAGCACGAUGAUGAGCUGCUUGAUAUUAAUAAGCUUGAACGCCUGUUGGAUCCUUCAAAUAGAGCUCCACUUAGUGGAGAUCCUACUCUGGCUGUCACAAAUGACCAUGAUGCAGAUACUUGGCAAGUACAGAUAUUCAGGUCUAUUGAUAGUGGUUCCGUGAAGGGAUUUCCAGUUACGGCUGAGGAAGUUACGAAACAGUGUCUCGUGUGGGGUAAGAGUGUAGCCAUAGACAUCAGCAUACAAAUGGCUUAUAUCAAAGCAAUCCGUUCCGCUCAGCAUUUUCUUUAUAUUGAAAACCAAUAUUUUCUUGGAUCUUCGUACAACUGGCCGGAUUACAAGACAGCUGGUGCUAAUCAUCUUAUUCCAAUGGAAAUUGCAUUGAAGAUCUGUAGCAAGAUAAGAGAGGGCAAGCGAUUUUCAGUGUACAUCGUGAUUCCUAUGUGGCCUGAAGGUGUGCCAGACAGCAGCCCUGUCCAAGAAAUUUUGUACUUUCAGACGCAAACCAUGAAGAUGAUGUACAGUAUGAUUGCUGGUGCACUGAGGGAUUGUGGGCUUUCCUAUAGGAAGCCUACAGACUACCUCAAUUUCUAUUGUCUUGGGAAUAGAGAGACCAAAAAGCAUGGGGAGCCUGAACCUCGCAAUCCACCUGAUCGCAACUCAAAGCAGGGAAAGUCGCAGAGAAACAGACGGAUGAUGAUAUACGUCCACUCUAAAGGUAUGAUUGUGGACGAUGAAUAUGUUAUCUCGGGUUCAGCCAACAUAAACCAACGAUCUAUGGAUGGCUCUAGAGACACGGAAAUUGCCAUGGGUGGUUAUCAACCACACCAGACCUGGGCAGCUCGGAAUUCCCGUCCACGCGGUCAGGUUUAUGGGUAUCGGAUGGCAUUGUGGGCGGAGCAUCUGGGACCUUUGGAAGCCAUUUUCGACGAGCCGGAGAGCCUGGAGUGUGUUCAACGUGUGAACGACAUGGCGGAAAGAAACUGGCAGCAGUAUAUCGCUCCGGAAGUGACGGAUUUGAGAGGCCAUCUCAUCCGUUAUCCUUUGAAGAUCGAAGACAAUGGCGUUAUUACAAAUUUACCGGGCUUUAAUACUUUCCCUGAUGUUGGUGGGAAAAUCAUGGGAACCAAUAUAGAAACUCUUCCUGAUGAUCUGACGGCGUAGUGCAAUGUAUAUGUCGAGCACAAUUGGUUCUUAAUUCUCUGUUUGGGCGACUGAUGCCCUUUAGCCUGUAUUGGUUGCUCUAUCAGUCGGCUUUUUUUCUGUUUCUAGGAGGGUAGGACAAUUGUUUAUUGCCCUUAACUGUAGUGUUGGAGGGGCGGUUUUCUUACACAUUAUGCAGAGUUUGUCUAUAAAUAAAUAAAAAGCCACGUGUGUGAUCGGUUCCCUGACGUGAAUUGGUUUGAUCUGAACAAUCUGUAUUUUUUUAUACGCAAUUCGAAGCCAAUUGUUUCGGUUCA
Physcomitrium patens is the source of this 4704-nucleotide messenger RNA. Lineage: Eukaryota; Viridiplantae; Streptophyta; Bryopsida; Funariales; Funariaceae. The record is from RefSeq and is a predicted model, not a curated record.